Gadus morhua (Atlantic cod) is the source of this 21361-nucleotide messenger RNA. RefSeq names its product mucin-19. The transcript is spliced from 4 exons. Bases 210 to 21302 code for a protein of 7030 amino acids. The record is from RefSeq and is a predicted model, not a curated record. NCBI's taxonomy places the organism in Eukaryota, Metazoa, Chordata, Actinopteri, Gadiformes, Gadidae.
UGACUACAGUACCAACAACAUCAACUGAGGUACCAACAACUACUAAAGCAGGACCCAAAACAACAACAGACACAUCCACAACAGGAGGACAAACAUCUGAAGGACGAAGAACGACAACUGCUGGACUGACAUUAACAGCUGCAGGACCAACAACUUUGACAGCCAAACCUGCAACAUCAACUGCAGGACCAACAACAAUUGUAGGACCAAUGAAAACAGCAAGAUCCACAACAACGACAGAAAAACCUGCAAGAACAACUGCAGGACCAACAAAGACAACUGCUGAACUAACAUCCACAACUGCAGGACCAACAACUAUGAACCAAAAAACUGCAAAAUCGUCUACAGGACCAACAACAACAGGAAGGCCAAACACAAAAACUGCAAGACCAUUCACUUCUACUGCAGAACCCAAAACAACAACUGAAGGACAUACAACAACAACAGCCUCAGAACUAAAAAGUACUAAAGCAGGACCCACACCAACAACAGCAGGACCUACAACGACGACAGCAAAACAUGCAACAUCGUCUUCAGGUACAACAACAACAACAACAACAGGUAGACCCAUCACAAAAACUGCAAGACCUUUCACUCCUAUUGCAGUACCCAAAACAACAACUAAAGGACCAACAAUAACAGCCUCAGAACCUUCAAUUACUAAAGCAGGACCCACAUCAACAACAACCGGACCAAUAACGACAACUGGUGGUCUAACAGAAACCACUGCAGGACCAUCAACAGCUGGACAAAAAAAAAUAACUGCCGAACUUGCUACAACUGCAGGAGCAACAACCACUCCAGAAUCUACAUCCACAACAAAAGCACCCACAUCCACAACAGGAGGACAACCAACUGCAGGAAGUACAAGGCUAUCUGCACGACAAAUAUCAACAAAUGCAAGACCAAAAAGGACAACUGCUGAAGGAACAUCAACAACUGUUGGACCAACCACUAUAACAGGACCAAUAACGACGACUGCUGUACUGACAUCAACAACUGCAGGACCAACAUCCAUGACGGCAAAACCUGCAAGAACAAUGGCAGAUCCAACAACUACAGCUGCUGAACAAACAUCGACAACUGUUGAACAAAAAACAAUUGCGGUACCUGCCACUUCUACUGCAAGGCUAUUAACUACUACUGCAGGAUCCACAACAGCAAAUGCAGUACGACCAACGCCAACUGCAGAACCAGCAUCAAAAGAAGGACCUACCACUGCUACUCCAAGAGCAUUAACUACUAUGUGGGGACACAAAACAACAGCAGGUACAACAGCAACAACUGCAGCACAAACCACGCCAUCGGGUGAACAAACAAGACAAUCUGUGGGACCAAAAACUGCAGUGCCAAAAAUAACAACUGCAGGACCUACCACGACAAUGGUUGAACCAACAGCAACAACUGCUGGAACAAGAGCUACAGAGGCAGCACUCACAACAAAAACUGCAGGACCAAUAAUGACAACUAUUGAACCAACAACAAUAGAAAGUCCUACCAUUGCAACUGCAGAACUAUUAACUACUAUGUCACGACCCAAAACAACUGCAGGAACAACAAAAACUGCAGGACCAACAACAACAACAACAUCUGAACAAAUAACAGCAUCCGCAGUACCAACUACUUCAGUGCUAAAAACAACAACUGCAGGAUCAACAACACGAACUGCAGAACCAGCAACAAAAGAAGGACCUACCAAUGCCACUACAGGACCAUUCAUUUAUCCGGAGGGACACACAGCAACUGAAGGAUUCACAACAAAAAAUGCAGGACCAACAACGACAACUUCUGAACCAACAACUACAAUUAAUGGAACAAGAGCUGUAACUGCAGGAACAUCAACAAAUGCAAAACCAACAAAGGCAACUGUUGAACAAAAAACAAUAGCAGGACCUACCACUACUACUGCAAGACUAUUAACUACUACUACUGCGGUACCCAGAGCAGCAACUGCAGUAUCAAAAACGCCAACUGCAGAACCAACAAAGACAACUGCUGGAACAAGAGCUACAAAUGCAGAACCAGCAACAAAAGAAGGACCCAUCGCUGCUACUGCAGGAAUAUUUACCACAACUGCAGGACCAACAACGCCAACAAUUGAACAAACAACAUCAUCCGCAGGAACAACACCUGCAGGACUCUCAACAAAAACUGCAGUACCAACAACGCCAACUGCAGAACCAGCAACAAAAGAAGGACCCAGCACUGCUACUGCAGGAAUUUUAACCACAACUGCAGUACCAACAAUGCCAUCCACAGAACAAGCAACAAAAGGACCUACCACUGCUACUGUAGAACCAUUAACUACUACAUGGGGACCCGCUGCAACAGCAGAAACAACAAAAACAACUGCAGGACCAACAACAACUGUUGAACAAACGAAACCCUCAAAAGGACCAACAACUGCAGUGCCAAAAACAACUGCAGGAGCAGUAAUGACGACUUCAGAACAAACGACUGCAAUUACUGGAACAAGAGCUACAACUUCAGAACCAACAACGACAACUGUUGAACCAAGAACAACUAAAGGACCUACCACUUCUACCGCAAAACUAUUAACCACUACUGCGGGACCCACAACAACAACACCAAAUGCAGAACGAGCAACAAAAGAAGGACCUAGCAAUGCUACUGCAGGACCAUCAACAUCUACGUGGGGACCCAAAACAACACUAAAAACAACAAAAACAACUGCAGGACCAACAACUCCAGCUGUUGAACAAACGACAGCAUCCACAGGACCAACAACUGCAGUACCAAUUACGCCAACUGUUGAACCAACAACAACAACUGCUGGAACAAGAGCUACAACUACAGGACCAAUAACGACAACUUCUGAACCAAUAACUUCAAUUGCUGGGACAAGAGCUACAACUGCAGGAACAACAACAACUGCAGGACCAACGACAACUGUUGAACCAAAAACAAUUGCAGGACCUACCACUUCUACUGCAAGACUAUUAACUAAAAGUGCGGGACCCAGAACAACACCUGCAUCACAUAUGACACCAACUGCAGAACCAACAACAAAAGAAGGAUAUACCACUGCAGGACGAUUAACUACUACGGGGGGAACAACAACAACUGAAAGUCUCACAACAAAAACUGUAGGAGCAACAACUCCAACUGUUGAACAAACAAAACCAUCCAAAGGACCAACAACUGCAGUGCCAAAAACAACAACUGCAGGGCCAACAACGCUAACUGUUGAACCAACAACAACAACUGCUGGAACAAUAGCUGCAACUGCAGGACAAGCAACAAAAGCUGCAGGACCACUAACGACAACUUCUGAACCAACAACCUCAUUUGCUGGAACAAGAGCUACAACUUCUACUGCAAGACUAAUAACUAAAAGUGCGGGACCCAAAACAACAACUGCAAGACCAACAACGCCAACUCUAGAGCCAACAAAAAAAGAAGGAUCCAGCACUGCUACUACAGGAACAUUAACAAAUAUGUGGGGACCCAUAACGACUGUAGAAACAACAAAACCAAGUGCUGAACAAACGCCACCAUCCGCAGGAACAAGUACUGCAGCGCCAAAAACAACAACUGCAGGAGCAGUAAUGACAACUUCAGAAGAAACAACUGCAAUUACUGGAACAAGAGCUACAACUGCAGAACCAACAACGACAACUGUUGUACCAAGAACAAUUGCAGGACCUACAACUUCUACUGCAAAUCUAUUAACUACUACUGCGGGACCCACAACAACAACACCAACUGCAGAAACAGCAAGAAAAGAAGGACCUAGCAAUGCUACUGCAGGACCAUCAACAUCUACGUGGGGACCCAAAACAACACUAGAAACAACAAAAACAACUGCAGGACCAACUACGCCAGCUGUUGAACAAACGACAGCAACCACAGGACCAACAACUGCAGUACCAAUCACGGCAACUGUUGAACCAACAACAACAACUGCUGGAACAAGAGUUACAACUGCCGGACCAAUAACGCCAACUGUUGAACCAACAAAAACAACUGUAGGAACAUCAACAACUGCAGGACCAACGACAACUGUUGAACCAAAAACAAUUGCAGGACCUAACACUUCUACUGCAAGACUAUUAACUAAAAGUGCGGGACCCACAACAACACCUGCAGCACAUACAACACCAACUGCAGAACCAACAACAAAUGAAGGAUAUACCACUGCAGGACGAUUAACUACUACGGAGGGAACAACAACAACUGAAAGUCUCAAAACAAAAACUGUAGGAGCAACAACUCCAACUGUUGAACAAACAAAACCAUCAAAAGGACCAACAACUGCAGUGCCAAAAACAACAACUGCAGGACCAAAAACGUCAACGUCUGAACGAACAACUACAAUUGCUGGAACAAGAGCUACAACGGAAGGCACAUCAACAACUGCAAUACCAACAACGACAACUGUUGAACAAAAAAAAAUUGCAGGACCUGCCACUACUACUGCAAGACAAUUAACUACUACGGCGGGACUCACAACAGCAAAUGCUGUACGACCAACGCCAACUGUGGAACCAACAACAACAACUGUUGGAAUAAGAGCUGCAACUGCAGGACCCUCAACAAAAACUGCAGUACCAACAACGCCAACUGCAGAACCAGCAACAACAGAAGGACCCAGCCUUGCUACUGCUGGACAAUUGACCACAACAACAGGACCAACAACGCCAACUGAUGAGCAAACAACACCAUCUGCAGGACCAACACCUGCAGUGCCAAAAACUACAAUUGCACUACCAAUAACGAGAACUUCUGACCCAACAACCUCAAUUUCUGGAACAAGAACUAAAACUGCAGGAACAUCAACAACUGCAGGACCAAAAAAUAAAACUUCUGAACCAACAACCUCAAUCGAUGGAAGAAGAGCAACAACGUCAGAAACAUCAACAAUUGCAAGGCCGACAACAACUGUUGAAACAACAACAAUUACAGGACCUACCACUUCUCCUGCAAGACAAUUAACAACUACUGCGGGACCCUCAACAACAACUGCAGGACCAACAACGACAACUUCUGAAACAACAACUUCAAUUGCCGGACUCCCAACUAAAUCUGCAGUACCAACAAUGCCAUCUACAGAACCAGCAACAAAAGAAGGACCAACCACUGCUACUGCAGAACCAUUAACUACUAUGUUGGGACCCACUACAACAGCGGGAACAACAACAACUGCAGGACCAACAACUCCAACUGUCGAACAAAUAAAACCAUCCACAGGACCAACAACUGCAGUGCCAAAAACAACAACUGCAGGACCAACAACGACAACUUCUGAACCAACAACCCCAAUUGCUGGAACAAGAGCUACACCUGCAGUACUCACAACAACUGUAGCACCAACACCACCAACUGCAGAACCAACAACAAAAGAAGGACUUACCACUGCUACUGCAGGACCAUUAACUAAUACCGGGGGAUCCACAACAACUGAAGGACUCACAACAAAAACUGCAGGACCAAAAACGUCAACGUCUGAACGCACAACUACAAUUGCUGGAACAAGAGCUACAACGGAAGGAACAUCAACAACUGCAAUAACAAUAACGACAACUGUUGAACAAAAAACUAUUUCAGGACCUGCCACUACUACUGCAAGACAAUUAACUACUACUGCGGGACUCACAACAGCAAUUGCAGUACGACCAGCGCCAACUGUGGAACCAACAACAACAACUGCAACUGCAGGACUCUCAACAAAAACUGCUGGACAAUUAACCACAACAGCAGGACGAACAACGCCAACUGAUGAGCAUACAACACCAUCUGCAGGACCAACACCUGCAGUGCCAAAAACAACAAUUGCAGUACCAAUAACGACAACUUCUGACCCAACAACCUCAAUUUCUGGAACAAGAACUAAAACUGCAGGAACAUCAACAACUGCAGAACCAACAACAAAAGAAGGACAAACCACUGCUACUGCAGGACCAUUAACUAAUACCGGGGGAUCCACAACAACUGAAGGACUCACAACAAAAACUGCAGGACCAAAAACUUCAACGUCUGAACUCACAACUACGAUUGCUGGAACAAGAGCUACAACGGAAGGAACAUCAACAACUGCAAUACCAACAACGACAACUGCUGAACAAAAAACAAUUGCAGGACCUGCCACUACUACUGCAAGACAAUUAACUACUACUGCGGGACUCACAACAGCAAAUGCAGUACUACCAACGCCAACUGUGGAACCAACAACAACUGCUGGAAUAGGAGCUGCAAAUGCAGGACUUUCAACAAAAACUGCAGUACUACCAACGCCAACUGCAGAACCAGCAACAACAGAAGGAACCAGCACUGCUACUGCAGGACAAUUGACCACAACUUUAGGACGAACCAUGCCAUCUGUUGAACAAACAAAACAAUCGCUGGGACCAAAAACUGCAGUGCAAAAAAUAACAACUGCAGGACCUACCACGCCAACGGUUGAACCAAUAACAACUGCUGGAAGAAGAGCUACAGAGGCAGCACUCACAACAAAAACUGCAGGACCAAUAAUGACAACUACUGAACCAACAUCACAAGAAAGACCUACCACUGCAACUGGAGAACCACUAACUACUAUGUGGCGACCCAAAACAACUGCAGGAACAACAAAUAUUGCGGGACUAACAACUACAACUUCUGAACAAACAACAGCAUCCGCAGUACCAACUACUGCAGUGCCAAACACAACAACUGCAGGAUCAAUAACAACUGCAGGACCAACAACGCCAACUGCAGAACCAGCAACAAAAGAAGAACCUACCAAUACUACUGCAGGACCGUUAACCAAUACAAGGGGACCCACAACAACUGUAGAACUCACAACAAAAGCUGCAGGACCAACAACGACAACUUCUGAACCAACAACAACAAUUAAUGGAACAAGAGGUACAACUGCAGGAACAUCAACUACUGCAAAACCAACAACGACAACUUUUGAACCAAAAAAAACAACUGCUGGAACAAGAGCUUCAACUGCAGAACUGUCAUCAAAAACUGCCACAACUGCAGGAAACACAACAACAACUGCAGGAUCAAAAACGCCAACUGUUGAACAAACAACACCAUCCGCAGGACCUACGACUGCAGUCCUAAAAACAACAAUUGCCGUAUCAUUUAAGCCAACUGUUGAACCAACAACAACAACUGCUGGAAGAAGAGCUACAACUGCAGGACCCGCAACAAAAACUGCAGGACCAAUAACGACAACUUCUGAACCAACAACCUCAAUUGCUGUAAAAAGUGCUACAACUGCAGGAACCUCAACAACUGCAGGACCAAUGACAACUGUUGAACCAAAAACAAUUGCAGGACCUACUACUUCUACUGCAAGACUAUUAACUAAAAGUGCGGAACUCACAACAACACCUGCAGCACCUACAACACCAUAUGCAGAACCAACAACAAGAGAAGGACAUACCACUUCUACUGCAGGACCAUUAACUACUACGGGGGGAACCACAAAAACUGAAAGACUCAGAACAAAAAGUGUAGGACCAACAACGACAACUUCUGAACAAAGAACUAUAAAGGCUGGAACAAGAGUUACAACUGCAGGAUCAACAAGAACUACAGGACCAACAACACCAACUGCUAAAAAAAUAACACCAUCCGCAGGACCAACUACUGCAGUGCCAAAAACAACAAAUGCAGGAGUUAUAACAAUGGCCGAACCAACAACACCAAUUAUUGAACCAAAAACAACAAUUGCAGGAACAAUAGCUACAACUGUAGUACUCACAACUGCAGCACCAGCACCACGAACUGCAGGAUCAACAACAAAAGAAGGAACUACCACUGCUACUGCAGGACCAUUAACUAAUACCGGGGGACCCAAAACAACUGAAGGACUCACAACAAAAACUGCAGGACUAAAAACGACGACUUCUGAACCAAAAAAUACGAUUAAUGGAACAAGUGCUACAACUGCAGGAACAUCAACAACUGCAAAACCAACGACUACAACUGUUGAGGCAAAAACAAUACCAGGACCUACCACUACUACUGCAAGACUAUUAACUAUUACUGUGGGAUUCACAACAGCAAAUGCAGUACGACCGAUGCCAACUGUGGAACCAAAAACAACAACUGCAGGAACAAGAGCUACAACUGCAGGACUCUCAACAAAAACUGCAGUACCAACAAUGCCAACUGCAGAACCAGCAAUAACAGAAGGACCCAGCACUGCUACUGCAGGACAAUUAACCACAACUGCAGGACAAACCACGCCAUCUGUUGAACAAACAAAACAAUCUGUGGGACCAAAAACUGCAGUGCAAAAAAUAACAACUGCAGGACCAAUAACGACAACUUCUGAACCAAUAACCUCAAUUGCUGUAACAAGUGCUACAACUGCAAGAACCUCAACAACUGCAGGACCAAAGACAACUGUUGAACCAAAAACAAUUGCAGGACCUACUACUACUGCAAGACUAUUAAGUAAAAGUGUGGGACCCACAACAAAUGCAGCACCUACAACACCAACUGCAGAACAAACAACAAGUGAAGGACAUACCACUUCUACUGCAGGACCAUUAACUGCUACGGGCGGAUCCACAACAACUGAAGGACUCACAACAAAAACUGCAGUACCAACAACGUCAACUUCUGAACCCACAACUACAAUCGCUGGAACAAGAGCUACAACGGAAGGAACAUCAACAACCGCAAUACCAACAACGACAACUAUUGAACCAAAAACAAUUGCAGGACCUGCCACUACUACUGCAAGACUAUUCACUACUACUGCGGGAUCCACAUCUGCAAAUGCAGUACGAACAAUGCCACCUUUGGAACCAACAACAACAACUGCUGGAACAAGAGCUACAACUGCAGGACGCUCAACAAAAACUGCAGUACCAACAACGCCAACUGCAGAACCAGCAACAACAGAAGGACCCAGCACUGCUACUGCAGGACAAUUAACCACAACUGCAGGAAAAACCAUGCCAUCUGUUGAACAAACAAAACAAUCUCUGGGACCAAAAACUGCACUGCAAAAAAUAACAACUGCAGGACCUACCACGCCAACGGUAGAACCAAUAACAACUGCUGGAACAAGAGCUACAGAGACAGCACUCACAACCAAAACUGCAGGACCAAUAAUGGCAACAACUGAACCAACAUCAAAAGAAAGACCUACGACUGCAACUGCAGAACCAUUAACUACUAUGUUGCGACCCAAAACAACUGCAGGAACAACAACAAUUGCAGGACCACCAAUGUCACCUUCUGAACCCACAACUACAAUUGCUGGAACAAGAGCUACAACGGAAGGAACAUCAACAACUGCAAUACCAACAACGACAACUAUUGAACCAAAAACAAUUGCAGGACCUGCCACUACUACUGCAAGACUAUCAACUACUACUACUACGGGAUCCACAACAGCAAAUGCAGUACGACCAAUGCCAACUGUGGAAACACCAACAACAACUGCUGGAACAAGAGCUAAAACUGCAGGACUCUCAACAAAAACUGCAGUACCAACAACGCCAACUGCAGAACCAGCAACAACAGAAGGAACCAGCACUGCUACUGCAGGACAAUUGACCACAACUUUAGGACGAACCAUGCCAUCUGUUGAACAAACAAAACAAUCGCUGGGACCAAAAACUGCAGUGCAAAAAAUAACAACUGCAGGACCUACCACGCCAACGGUUGAACCAAUAACAACUGCUGGAAGAAGAGCUACAGAGGCAGCACUCACAACAAAAACUGCAGGACCAAUAAUGACAACUACUGAACCAACAUCAAAAGAAAGACCUACCACUGCAACUGGAGAACCAUUAACUACUAUGUGGCGACCCAAAACAACUGCAGGAACAACAAAUAUUGUGGGACUAACAACUACAACUUCUGAACAAACAACAGCAUCCGCAGUACCAACUACUGCAGUGCCAAACACAACAACUGCAGGAUCAAUAACAACUGCAGGACCAACAACGCCAACUGCAGAACCAGCAACAAAAGAAGAACCUACCAAUGCUACUGCAGGACCGUUAACCAAUACAGGGGGACCCACAACAACUGUAGAACUCACAACAAAAGCUGCAAAACCAACAACGACAACUUUUGAACCAAAAAAAACAACUGCUGGAACAAGAGCUUCAACUGCAGAACUGUCAUCAAAAACUGCCACAACUGCAGGGAACACAACAACAACUGUAGGAUCAACAACGCCAACUGUUGAACAAACAACACCAUCCGCAGGACCUACGAAUGCAGUCCUAAAAACAACAAUUGCAGAAUCAUUUAAGCCAACUGUUGAACCAACAACAACAACUGCUGGAAGAAGACCUACAACUGCAGGACCCGCAACAAAAACUGCAGGACCAAUAAUGACAACUUCUGAACCAACAACCUCAAUUGCUGUAAAAAGUGCUACAACUGCAGGAACCUCAACAACUGCAGGACCAAUGAGAACUGUUGAACCAAAAACUAUUGCAGGACCUACUACUUCUACUGCAAGACUAUUAACUAAAAGUGCGGAACUCACAACAACACCUGCAGCACCUACAACACCAAAUGCAGAACCAACGACAAGAGAAGGACAUAUCACUUCUACUUCAGGACCAUUAACUACUACGGGGGGAACCACAACAACUGAAAGACUCACAACAAAAAGUGAAGGACCAACAACGACAACUUCUGAACAAAGAACUAUAAAGGCUGGAACAAGAGUUACAACUGCAGGAUCAACAAGAACUACAGGACCAACAACGCCAACUGGACCAACUACUGCAGUGCCAAAAACAACAAAUGCAGGAGUUAUAACAAUGGCCGGACGAACAACACCAAUUAUUGAACCAAAAACAACAAUUGCAGGAACAAUAGCUACAACUGCAGUACUCACAACAACUGCAGCACCAACACCACCAACUGCAGGAUCAACAACAAAAGAAGGACCUACCACUGCUACUGCAGGACCAUUAACUAAUACCGGGGGACCCAAAACAACUGAAGGACUCACAAAAAAAACUGCAGGACUAAAAACGACGACUUCUGAACCAAAAACUACAAUGAAUGGAACAAGUGCUACAACUGCAGGAACAUCAACAACUGCAAAACCAUCGACUACAACUGUUGAGGCAAAAACAAUACCAGGACCUACCACUACUACUGCAAGACUAUUAACUAUUACUGUGGGAUUCACAACAGCAAAUGCAGUACGACCGAUGCCAACUGUGGAACCAAAAACAACAACUGCAGGAACAAGAGCUACAACUGAAGGACUCUCAACAAAAACUGCAGUACCAACAAUGCCAACUGCAGAACCAGCAACAACAGAGGGACCCAGCACUGCUACUGCAGGACAAUUAACCACAACUGCAGGACAAACCAUGCCAUCUGUUGAACAAACAAAACAAUCUGUGGGACCAAAAACUGCAGUGCAAAAAAUAACAACUGCAGGACCAAUAACGACAACUUCUGAACCAAUAACCUCAAUUGCUGUAACAAGUGCUACAACUGCAAGAACCUCAACAACUGCAGGACCAAAGACAACUGUUGAACCAAAAACAAUUGCAGGACCUACUACUACUGCAAGACUAUUAAGUAAAAGUGUGGGACCCACAACAAAUGCAGCACCUACAACACCAACUGCAGAACAAACAACAAGUGAAGGACAUACCACUUCUACUGCAGGACCAUUAACUGCUACGGGCGGAUCCACAACAACUGAAGGACUCACAACAAAAACUGCAGUACCAACAACGUCAACUUCUGAACCCACAACUACAAUCGCUGGAACAAGAGCUACAACGGAAGGAACAUCAACAACCGCAAUACCAACAACGACAACUAUUGAACCAAAAACAAUUGCAGGACCUGCCACUACUACUGCAAGACUAUUCACUACUACUGCGGGAUCCACAUCUGCAAAUGCAGUACGAACAAUGCCACCUUUGGAACCAACAACAACAACUGCUGGAACAAGAGCUACAACUGCAGGACGCUCAACAAAAACUGCAGUACCAGCAACAACAGAAGGACCCAGCACUGCUACUGCAGGACAAUUAACCACAACUGCAGGAAAAACCAUGCCAUCUGUUGAACAAACAACCCCAUUCGCAGGACCUACGACUGCAGUCCUAACAACUGCUGGAACAAGAGCUUCAACUGCAGAACUGUCAUCAAAAACUGCCACAACUGCGGGAAACACAACAACUGCAGGAUCAACAACGCCAACUGUUGAACAAACAACCCCAUUCGCAGGACCUACGACUGCAGUCCUAAAAACCACAAUUGCCGUAUCAUUUAAGCCAACUGUUGAACCAACAACAACAACUGCUGGAAGAAGAGCUACAACUGCAGGACCCGCAACAAAAACUGCAGGACCAAUAACGACCACUUCUGAACCAACAACCUCAAUUGCUGUAAAAAGUGCUACAACUGCAGGAACCUCAACAACUGCAGGACCAAAGACAACUGUUGAACCAAAAACAAUUGCAGGACCUACUACUUCUACUGCAAGACCAUUAAGUAAAAGUGUGGGACCCACAACAAAUGCAGCACCUACAACACCAACUGCAGAACAAACAACAAGUGAAGGACAUACCACUUCUUCUGCAGGACCAUUAACUACUACGGGGAGAUCCACAACAACUGAAGGACUCAAAACAAAAACUGCAGUACCAACAACGUCAACUUCUGAACCCAGAACUAAAAUUGCUGGAACAAGAGCUACAACGGAAGGAACAUCAACAACCGCAAUACCAACAACGACAACUAUUGAACCAAAAACAAUUGCAGGACCUGCCACUUCUACUGCAAGACUAUUAACUACUACUGCGGCAUCCACAGCAACAAAUGCAGUACGAACAAUGCCAACUUUGGAACCAACAACAACAACUGCUGGAACAAGAGCUACAACUGCAGGACACUCAACAAAAACUGCAGUACCAACAACGCCAACUGCAGAACCAGCAACAACAGAAGGACCCAGCACUGCUACUGCAGGACAAUUAACCACAACUGCAGGAAAAACCAUGCCAUCUGUUGAACAAACAAAACAAUCUCUGGGACCAAAAACUGCACUGCAAAAAAUAACAACUGCAGGACCUACCACGCCAACGGUAGAACCAAUAACAACUGCUGGAAGAAGAGCUACAGAGGCAGCACUCACAACAAAAACUGCAGGACCAAUAAUGACAACUACUGAACCAACAUCAAAAGAAAGACCUACCACUGCAACUGGAGAACCAUUAACUACUAUGUGGCGACCCAAACCAACUGCAGGAACAACAAAAAUUGCGGGACUAACAACUACAACUUCUGAAAAAACAACAGCAUCCGCAGUACCAACUACUGCAGUGCCAAACACAACAACUGCAGGAUCAAUAACAACUGCAGGACCAACAACGCCAACUGCAGAACCAGCAACAAAAGAAGAACCUACCAAUGCUACUGCAGGACCGUUAACCAAUACAGGGGGACCCACAACAACUGUAGAACUCACAACAAAAGCUGCAGGACCAACAACGACAACUUCUGAACCAACAACAACAAUUAAUGGAACAAGAGGUACAACUGCAGGAACAUCAACUACUGCAAAACCAACAACGACAACUUUUGAACCAAAAAAAACAACUGCUGGAACAAGAGCUUCAACUGCAGAACUGUCAUCAAAAACUGCCACAACUGCAGGAAACACAACAACAACUGCAGGAUCAACAACGCCAACUGUUGAACAAACAACACCAUCCGCAGGACCUACGACUGCAGUCCUAAAAACAACAAUUGCAGUAUCAUUUAAGCCAACUGUUGAACCAACAACAACAACUGCUGGAAGAAGACCUACAACUGCAGGACCCGCAACAAAAACUGCAGGACCAAUAACGACAACUUCUGAACCAACAACCUCAAUUGCUGUAAAAAGUGCUACAACUGCAGGAACCUCAACAACUGCAGGACCAAUGAGAACUGUUGAACCAAAAACUAUUGCAGGACCUACUACUUCUACUGCAAGACUAUUAACUAAAAGUGCGGAACUCACAACAACGCCUGCAGCACCUACAACACCAAAUGCAGAACCAACGACAAGAGAAGGACAUAUCACUUCUACUUCAGGACCAUUAACUACUACGGGGGGAACCACAACAACUGAAAGACUCACAACAAAAAGUGAAGGACCAACAACGACAACUUCUGAACAAAGAACUAUAAAGGUUGGAACAAGAGUUACAACUGCAGGAUCAACAAGAACUACAGGACCAACAACGCCAACUGGACCAACUACUGCAGUGCCAAAAACAACAAAUGCAGGAGUUAUAACAAUGGCCGGACCAACAACACCAAUUAUUGAACCAAAAACAACAAUUGCAGGAACAAUAGCUACAACUGCAGUACUCACAACAACUGCAGCACCAACACCACCAACUUCAGGAUCAACAACAAAAGAAGGACCUACCACUGCUACUGCAGGACCAUUAACUAAUACCGGGGGACCCAAAACAACUGCAGGACUAAAAACGACGACUUCUGAACCAAAAACUACAAUGAAUGGAACAAGUGCUACAACUACAGGAACAUCAACAACUGCAAAACCAUCGACUACAACUGUUGAGGCAAAAACAAUACCAGGACCUACCACUACUACUGCAAGACUAUUAACUAUUACUGUGGGAUUCACAACAGCAAAUGCAGUACGACCGAUGCCAACUGUGGAACCAAAAACAACAACUGCAGGAACAAGAGCUACAACUGAAGGACUCUCAACAAAAACUGCAGUACCAACAAUGCCAACUGCAGAACCAGCAACAACAGAGGGACCCAGCACUGCUACUGCAGGACAAUUAACCACAACUGCAGGACAAACCAUGCCAUCUGUUGAACAAACAAAACAAUCUGUGGGACCAAAAACUGCAGUGCAAAAAAUAACAACUGCAGGACUAAUAACGACAACUUCUGAACCAAUAACCUCAAUUGCUGUAACAAGUGCUACAACUGCAGGAACCUCAACAACUGCAGGACCAAAGACAACUGUUGAACCAAAAACAAUUGCAGGACCUACUACUUCUACUGCAAGACCAUUAAGUAAAAGUGUGGGACCCACAACAAAUGCAGCACCUACAACACCAACUGCAGAACAAACAACAAGUGAAGGACAUACCACUUCUUCUGCAGGACCAUUAACUACUACGGGGAGAUCCACAACAACUGAAGGACUCACAACAAAAACUGCAGUACCAACAACGUCAACUUCUGAACCCACAACUACAAUCGCUGGAACAAGAGCUACAACGGAAGGAACAUCAACAACCGCAAUACCAACAACGACAACUAUUGAACCAAAAACAAUUGCAGGACCUGCCACUACUACUGCAAGACUAUUAACUACUACUGCGGGAUCCACAUCUGCAAAUGCAGUACGAACAAUGCCAACUUUGGAACCAACAACAACAACUGCUGGAACAAGAGCUACAACUGCAGGACGCUCAACAAAAACUGCAGUACCAACAACGCCAACUGCAGAACCAGCAACAACAGAAGGACCCAGCACUGCUACUGCAGGACAAUUAACCACAACUGCAGGAAAAACCAUGCCAUCUGUUGAACAAACAAAACAAUCUCUGGGACCAAAAACUGCAGUGCAAAAAAUAAUAACUGCAGGACCUACCACGCCAACGGUUGAACCAAUAACAACUGCUGGAACAAGAGCUACAGAGACAGCACUCACAACAAAAAAUGCAGGACCAAUAAUGGCAACAACUGAACCAACAUCAAAAGAAAGACCUACGACUGCAACUGCAGAACCAUUAACUACUAUGUUGCGACCCAAAACAACUGCAGGAACAACAAUUGCAGGACUAACAACUACAACUUCUGAACAAAGAACAGCAUCCGCAGUACCAACUACUGCAGUGCCAAAAACAACAACUGCAGGAUCAGUAACAACUGCAGGACCAACAACCCCAACUGCAGAACAAGCAACAAAAGAAAGACCUACCAAUGCUACUGCAGGACCAUUAACUAAUACAGGGGGACCCACAACAACCGAAGGACUCGCAACAGCAACUGCAGUACCAACAACGCCAACUUCUGAACCAACAACAACAAUUAAUGGAACAAGAGUUACCACUUCUACUGCAAAUCUAUUAACUACUACUGCGGGACCCACAACAACAACACCAACUGCAGAACCAGCAACAAAAGAAGGACCUAGCAAAACUACUGCAGGACCAUUAACAUCUAUGUGGGGACCCAAAACAACACUAGGAACAACAACAACAAUUGCAGUGCCAAAAACAAAAACUGCUGGACCAACAACGCCAACUGUUGAACCAACAAAAAAAACUGCUGGAACAACAGUUACAACUGAAGGACUCACAACCAAAACUGCAGGACCAACGACAACUCCUGAACCAACAUCAAAAGGAAAUUCCACUGCUACUGCAGGACCCUUAACCAAUAUGGGGCGACCCACAACAACUGAAGGAAUAACAACAACUGCAGGACCAAGAAUGCCAACUGCCCAACAAACAACCCUAUCCGCAGGACCAACUACUGCAGUGCCAACAACAACAACGGCAGGAGAAAUAACAAUUGCUGGACCAACAACGCAAACUGUUGAAGCAACAAGAACAAUUGCUCGAACAGGAGCUACAACUGCAGUAUUCACAACAACAACUGAAGGACCAAAAACACCAACUGCAGAUCCAACAACAAAAGAAAGACGCAGCACUGCUACUGCAGGACCAUUAACUCCUACCUGGGGACCCAUAACAACUGCAGGAACAACAACGCCAACUGCUGAACAAACACCACCAUCCGCAGGACAAACUACUGCAGGGCCAAAAAUAACAACUGCAGGAGCAAUAAUGAGAACUUCUGAACCAACAACUACAAAUACUGGAACAAGAGCUACAACUACAGGAACAUCCACAACUGCAGGACCAACAACAACUGUUGAACCAACAACAAUUGCAGGACCUACCACUGCUACUGCAACAAUAUUAACUAAUAGUGCGGGACCCACAACAAAAACUGCAGGACCAACAACACCAACUGCAGAACCAACAUCAAAAGAAGGACAUACCACUGCUUCUGCAGGAGCAUUAACUAAUACGGGGGGACCAACAACAACUGAAGGAAGAAAAACAACUAGUGGACCAACAACGCCAACUGCCCAACAAACAACCCCAUCCGCAGGACCAAAUGUUGCAGUACCAAAAACAACAACUAGAGGAGGAAUAACAUUUGCCAGACCAAUAACGCCAACAAUUGAACCAACAAGAACAAUUGCUCGAACAAGAGUUACAACUGCAGUACUCACAACAACAAUUGAAGGACCAACCACACCAAUUGCAGAACCAAGAACCAAUGAAGGACCUACCCCUUCUACUGCAGAAAAAUUAACUAAUACAGGGGGAACCACAACAACUGAAGGACUUGUAUCAAAAACUGCAGGACCAUCAACAACAACUUCUGAACCCACAACUACAAUUGCUGGAACAAGAUGUACAACUCCAGGAACAUCAACAACUGCAGGACCAACAUCGACAAAUGCUGAACUAACAACAACUGCAGGAACAAGAGCUACAACUGAAGGACUCUCAACAAAAACUGCAGUACCAACAAUGCCAACUGCAAAAUCAGCAACAACAGAGGGACCCAGCACUGCUACUGCAGGACAAUUAACCACAACUGCAGGACAAACCAUGCCAUCUGUUGAACAAACAAAACAAUCUGUGGGACCAAAAACUGCAGUGCAAAAAAUAACAACUGAAGGACUAAUAACGACAACUUCUGAACCAAUAACCUCAAUUGCUGUAACAAGUGCUACAACUGCAGGAACCUCAACAACUGCAGGACCAACAACAACUGUUGAACCAACAACAAUUGCAGGACCUACCACUGCUACUGCAACAAUAUUAACUAAUAGUGCGGGACCCACAACAAAAACUGCAGGACCAACAACCCCAACUGCAGAACCAACAUCAAAAGAAGGACAUACCACUGCUUCUGCAGGAGCAUUAACUAAUAUGGGGGGACCAACAACAACUGAAGGAAGAAAAACAACUAGUGGACCAACAACGCCAACUGCCCAACAAACAACCCCAUCCGCAGGACCAAAUGUUGCAGUACCAAAAACAACAACUAGAGGAGGAAUAACAUUUGCCGGACCAAUAACGCCAACAAUUGAACCAACAAGAACAAUUGCUCGAACAAGAGUUACAUCUGCAGUACUCACAACAACAAUUGAAGGACCAACAACACCAAUUGCAGAACCAAGAACCAAUGAAGGACCUACCCCUUCUACUGCAGAAAAAUUAACUAAUACAGGGGGAACCACAACAACUGAAGGACUUACAUCAAAAACUGCAGGACCAUCAACAACAACUUCUGAACCCACAACUACAAUGGCUGGAACAAGAUGUACAACUCCAGGAACAUCAACAACUGCAGGACCAACAUCGACAAAUGCUGAACUAACAACAACUGCAGGAACAUUUAGUACUACAGCGAGACCAAUAACAAUAACUGCCAGACCAACAUCGAAAACUUCUGGGUCAGCAACAACAGAUGCAGGACCGACAACAGCAACUCCGAAACAAACCACUAUGACGCCAAAUCCUGAACCACUAACAAUUCAUGGAUCAAGAGCUACAACUGCAGGACUUACAACAGCAACUGCAGGAACAUCAACCGCUGGAGGACCAACAACAACGACUGUUGAACCAUCAACAACUGCGGAACAGACCACUGGCUCUACAGGCCCAUUAACUUCUAAAGGGGGACCCACAACAAUAACUGUAUUACCAACAUCAAAAACUGCAGGACCAACAACGCCAACUACAGAACCAACAACAACAGAAGGACCCAGCACUGCUACUGCAGGACAAUUAACCGCAACUGCAGGACAAACCACGCCAUCUAUUGAACAAACAAAACAAUCUGUUGAACCAAAAACUGCAGUGCAAAAAAUAACAGCAGCAGGACCUACCACGCCAAAGGUUGAACAAACAACAACUGCUGGUAUAAGAGCUACAGAGGCAGCACUCACAAUAAAAACUGCAGGAUCAAUAAUGACAACUACUGAACCAACAUCAAAAGAAAGACCUACCACUGCAACCGCAGAACCAUUAACUACUAUGUCUCAACCCAAAACAACUGCAGGAACAACAAAAAUUGCAGGACUAACAACUACAACUUCUGAACAAACAACAGCAUCCGCAGAACCAACUACUGCAGUGCCAAAAACAACAACUGCAGGGUCUAUAAAAACUGCAGGACCAAAAACGCCAACUACAGAACCAGCAACAAAAGAAGGACCUACCAAUGCUACUGCAGGACCAUUAUCUAAUACGGGGGGACCCACAACACCUGUCGGACUCACAACAAAAACUGCAGGACCAACAACAACAAUUAAUGGAACAAGAGCUACAACUGCAGGAACAUCAACAACUGCAAAAUCAACAACGACAACUGUUGAACCUAAAACAACAACUGCUGGAACAAGAGCUUCAACUGCAGGACCAAUAUCGACAACUGCUUUACCAACAAAAACUGCAGGACCAGCAACAACAACAUUAACUGCUACCGCGGGAUCCAAAACAAAGACUGCAGGACCAACAAUGCCAACUGCUGAACCAACAACAAUUGCUGGACCAAGAGCUUCAACUGCAGAACUAAUAUCGACAACUGCUUUACCAACAACAACAACAACCGCAGGACCAACAACAACAACAUUAACUACUACCACGGGAUCCACAACAACAACUGCAGGACGAGCAACAACCAUUGCGGGACCUACAACGCCAAAUCCUGAACCAACAACAAUUCAUGGAUCAGGGGCUACAACCGCAGAACCCAGAACAGCAACGGCAGGAUCAUUGGCAACCCAAGUGUCUUCAACGACAACUGCUGUACCAACAACGUCAAAUGGUGAUCCAACAACAACAAUUGAUAGACCAAGAGAAACAACUGCAGGACAAUCAAUAACAACUAGAAGAUCAAAACCUGAAGGACCAACAAACACUGCAGGACUAACAUCGACCACUUCUCCAUCAACAACAACAAAAACAACCACUAUAGGAAGAACAACAACUGCAGGACCAAGAGCUACAACUGCAGGACACACAAAAACAACAACUGUAAGAUCAUCAUCAACUGCAGUAUCAACACUGACAACUCCUGAUCCAAACACAACAAUUGCUGGUCCAAGAGCUACUACCACAGGACCCACAACAACAACUGCAGGACCAACAACGACAAGUUCUGAAGUAACAACAACUCCAGGACCUACAACGUCUAUUGCAGAACCAUUAACUACUAUUCUGAGAAACACAGAAUCAACUGCAGGGCCAACAACUAAUGUAGCAGGAUCUACAACAAUGACCACAGCGGAACCCAAUACAAUAACCGCAGGACCAACAAUAACAACUACAGGGCCAACAAUUACUACAGCAGGACCCACAACUACAAUGGGAGGACCAGCAACAACAAAUACAGUGUCAACAACCGCAGGACCAACAACAACAACAAAAAUGAGUUCCAAUGUCGGACCCACUUCUGCUACAACAACAAGAACAGCUGGAACAACAAGCACAAUAAUGACAUCAGUAUCUUCAGCUACCACUAGAAGGUUUACACCUAGCCAAUUAGGACUCAUAUCUACAACUGAAGGAUCUACUGCUAUCAGAGUAGGGCCCACAUCUAUGUUGAGGACCACAUUUUCCACAACUACUAUAGUUGGACAAACAAGUCAGGCUAUAGCUCCCACAACUUCCUCUCCGACAGUCAGAAGUACUGUAACAGAAACUACCAUCCCCUCAGAGCCUACUGAGCCCUCUACAGAAAAUGAAGGGACGAUUGAUUUGAGAUUCAGCAUGAGACGUACGUUUACAGAAGACUACUUAGAUCCAAGCUCGACUGCCUAUCAGGUGCUGGCUGCUAAUGUUACAACAGAGGUUAAUAAUGGCUUCAAACCAAGUUUUCCUGGAACAUAUUCCAGGAGUACAAUCAAUUAUUUUGCUAAGGGAUCAGUCUUUGUGGAAAUGUUGCUGAUCUUCAACAAAGAAUCUGCUGUUCCCACUAAAAGCCGUGCAGUGCAGGUGUUGAAGGACGCAAUAAAACAUCAUAUCACUUUCCUUGAUGUGGACACUACUACUAUUGCUGCAGGACCAACCUCAGUAGGACCAACUACAAUAACCUCAGGACAAGCAACCACUGCAGGACCCACUUCUACUCAAGGGCAAAGUACAACUGCAGGACCAACAUCGAGUGACGCUACCACCUCAGGAGGACCAACUCUGAAAAUGACCAUCAGAACUGCUGUUUGUUUAGCCUUCUUCUUUAUGUUUAUCAAAGGUCUGCUCUAAAAUAUGUAGAACCUUGAUGUAAACCAGUGUACCAAAAUGAAUAAACGUAAUCAAAUUUA